AGCCAGCGGCUCUUAUUACAGUGGCAUGUGUGCUUGUAAAAAAUUUGUAGAGGCCGGAGUCAAAAAGUGACGGCUCAAGCAGAGAUAAUUUAACUUUGUCCAAAAUAGCAGAGGGCUAAUUUUUUGUAUUCUCAAAAGUUCUAUUUCGUCUCAGAAAUUUUUUUUAUAAUUUUUAUUUACUGUGUCAGUGAAACAAAGUGCUUGUUAUUUUUCUAAGUGUUUAAAACGAGAUAGGUCAGGUUUUUCCUACGACUAAAAUUUAUUGAAGUUUUCAUUGUCGUCUUUUAAGACAAUAAUUUACGAAUUGUAUAGUCAACAAUGAAAAUAUAAGGUAAAUAAAGUGAAUUUUGUUACCUUACAUUGUUGCAAAUUGCAGUUUUUUUCACCACUGACACAGUAAAAAAUAUUGUGUACACAUUUGUGUUAAAAGCGAAUUCAUGAGCUCGUGAUAAAAUUACCAGCACUGAUUAAUGUCUUCGAAUCUAACAGACAGUGUGUCUGGCCCAAGUAUAUUUAGAGGAGCAAGUGGUCAACAGCUUUUUCUGGUUGAAAAAAGCGAUACGAGCGGCACAUUACUUCAGAAUCGAAUUUUAGAAUUCCAGUUGUACAACAAUAAUAAACUUAUCAAUUUUUGGUUCGAUAUUCCAAUAUUGUUGUUGAGUAUAUAUUAUUGGAGCACAAAUUUCCAAUGCUUCGCCGCUAUUUUUGUCGCAAUUUUGCUUAUAAUGCUAAAAUGUAAAUUUAUUAUAUUGGCUGUGAAAAAUGAUACUCUGUUAGUUGUUGAGUCAGUCGGGAUACAAAUCAUCAAGAAAAGAGUUUUAAAUUGCUUUGAAUCAAACAUUUUUCUUCCUUGGAACACCAUCAAAAACGUAUUUAUCCAUGAAGUUAUAGUUGGGCACAAAGUCUUAUACUACUUGGCUUUUAUAACAAAAGAUUCGUCGAAUGACAAAGACGGAAUAAAAUUAGUUACACUCUUCAGUCAACUUGAGCCUGAGAAAAAAUGCCUGGAAUACAUGUUCGAACGUCUGACAAAUUUGAUUGGAUAUACCGAGAAAAAGAACCUCUUUUAACGGUACCUGGGUCGUAUUGGCUAUGUCACAAAAAGAAUAUUUAUAAAUUUACUUUCAAGUAUCAUCGGCAUUCAAAAGACAACAAAAAUUUUAGUCAUGGCAAAGAGCUGAUGAAAGUUAUCCGUCGAAUUAUAAAAUCCCAACCGCGUCAAGGCCAGCAAUUCGGUACGCGACAUCUUCUCGUUACUUACAAUCAUUCAUCAUGGACUCGGCAAGACAAAAUGUUUGCUAUGCUAAAGUUCCGAGAGAGAACAAACGCGACAGCUUUUUCCCGCGCUUUUGUGCUCACUGUUAAACUUCUUUCUGUUAAUUUAAUUUUUCAAAAUGGAACGGAAUUCGAUGAUCUAGUUGAGUAUGACGACAAUAUGAAAAAUAAGUGGGACAAUAUCGAGCAAAAUGAUUCGAAAAAAUCUAAUGAUAUUUCACAAAAUAUUGAGUCCGUAUCUACAGAUAAUUUAGAAAAAAUGUCUGAUGACUCAACGGAAUUUAAAUCCUCAAACUCUGAUAGCGAAAAAAUUACAGAACCUUUUUCUAGUGGUAUAGAAAUUUCUGAACCCGUGAAAAAAAGUAAUGUUUCAUUUUUUGCAGACCUUAAAAACCUGCCUAUUUUAGAAAGAUACAUUUCGGAACAGCGAGAUCCUGCUAAACCUGAUAGUUUUACCGGCAACAAUGAAGAAGGUUUCAAUGAAGUGCACGAGUCCAUAGACAUGCCGUAUCAAUAUUUGAUCGAACGAGAAAUAGAGCGAACAAAUUCAAAAGCUAUCGAUGAUUCAGAUAAGCAACCGGUAGCUAAAAGUGCAGCAGAAAAACCAACGCGGGAUUUGCGAAAUGAGCCCGCGAUAUUUCGGGCCAAGACUUUUUCCACUUCGAAUAUUAUCGAUAAUGCAACAGCUCGGUCAGCCAACAUCACAGAUCUCGUUAUGGAAGGCCUCAUGUUCACAAUCUCCCAGAAUCAAGACAGUAUUACAGUUCUAGAACAAAAAACAAAAUCGGAACCAGAUGAAGUUCUAGAGAACUCCGAGAAAGCUGAAACAGUCAAAGGUAGCAAACAUCUUAUCAAUUCAAGUUUAUUAAAAUUAGAAAAUUUAAUUACCAACAUCGAAAAGUCAAAUAAUCACAAUACAUCACUGGAGCGUGGAAAAGAUAAAAUUACAUUCCCAUCUAAUAUAUUUUGUAAAGGAAAUUUAACAAAACCGGAAAAUUUAAAAUUAUAUCCUAAUAAAUUAGCCGACAGUACAGACAAAGCUGACAUGAGUAUUCCCAUACUUACUGAUGUAAAUAAACGGAAAUCAACGGAAACAAAAAUUAGUGAAUCCACAAGUUCGCAACGAUUGCCAAUGAUUUCUUCUCAGCAAAAAGAACCCGCGUUUACUGGGAUCAAAGAUUUUAGUGAUCACACGCAUUGUAGUUAUGAUGAUAAACCCAAGUACUCUAGUUACGAUAACUCUUUUGAUUCAAAGUCAUCAAUUAUAGAGAACGUAUUAAAACAUGCGACGAAAAAAAUAAAUUCAAAUGAAGAAAAAAAGUAUUCAAAUGAUGAUAAAAUUUAUAACCAGCAUGAAAAAACUGACACUGAUGAUGAAGAUGAAGAAAUCAUCCCAGAAGCUCUUCAAAAUGAUCAGUCCAUUUGUCGUAAAAUAGACGAGACUAUUUCGUCAUCGAUUCAAAUCGAAGAAAGUAAUCUUCUUAUGGAUGAUGUGGACUCUGAAAAACAAUCUCAUUCAUUAAAUGAAAGCCAGUUGAUUAAUCGAACAAAUGCACCGCGAGUAAUCUCUAAUGAGGCAGUUCAGUAUGACUUAUCAUCACUACGCACACCGAAACUCCAAGAUUUGAAACUAAGCUCAAGUAAUGAAAGCUUCGAUGCCCGGAAGAAAUGUACAUACAGUUCGGAAAGUUGUUCUGCGGAAAAUGACCGGAAAUCGUGUGAGGAAAUUGCUGUGAGUAAUCGUAAAAAACUCGUCGCGAAACGCCGACUGUGUAGACAACAAUUGGAUGCUGACAAUAAAGACAUUACGAUAGACAUGUGGAAAUUUUUACAAGAUAUAACACAUGGUGUAAAAGUUGUUUUACGGCGAUUAAAUUUAUCGAAUAUUAGCAACAAUAAAAACACUUGAAAAGUAUUAACAUGUAAAUGUAUAAACCUAUAAUUAUGUACUCUAUAUAAAUUUAUUACGUAGUCAACAAAUCAA
This is a messenger RNA of Microplitis mediator, 3259 nucleotides long. RefSeq lists its product as uncharacterized. The transcript has 4 exons. The coding region runs from base 1001 to 3184 and encodes 727 amino acids. The record is from RefSeq and is a predicted model, not a curated record. NCBI's taxonomy places the organism in Eukaryota, Metazoa, Arthropoda, Insecta, Hymenoptera, Braconidae.